Messenger RNA from Talpa occidentalis (Iberian mole), 1058 nucleotides. It is a transcript of the gene CRIP2, whose product is annotated as cysteine rich protein 2. The record is from RefSeq and is a predicted model, not a curated record. The transcript has 8 exons. The coding region runs from base 68 to 694 and encodes 208 amino acids. Lineage: Eukaryota; Metazoa; Chordata; Mammalia; Eulipotyphla; Talpidae.
CGCGGGCCGGCGGCGCGGGGAGACGGCGCGGGCGCGGCGCGGCGCGGGCGGACCGGGCGCACCGACCAUGGCCUCCAAGUGCCCCAAGUGCGACAAGACCGUGUACUUCGCUGAGAAGGUCAGCUCCCUGGGCAAGGACUGGCACAAGUUCUGCCUCAAGUGUGAGCGCUGCAGCAAGACGCUGACGCCCGGGGGCCACGCUGAGCACGCCGGGAAGCCCUUCUGCCACAAGCCCUGCUACGCCACGCUGUUCGGGCCCAAGGGGGUGAACAUCGGAGGCGCCGGCUCCUACAUCUACGAGAAGCCGGCGGCCGAGGGCCCUCAGGUCACAGGCCCCAUCGAGGUCCCGGUGGUCCGCGCUGAGGAGCGGAAGGCCAGUGGCCCCCCCAAGGGGCCCAGCAAAGCCUCCAGCGUCACCACCUUCACCGGGGAGCCCAACGUGUGUCCGCGCUGCGACAAGAGGGUGUACUUUGCCGAGAAGGUGACGUCUCUGGGCAAAGACUGGCACCGCCCGUGCCUGCGCUGUGAGCGCUGCGGGAAGACGCUGACUCCGGGGGGCCACGCCGAGCACGAUGGCCAGCCCUACUGCCACAAGCCCUGCUACGGAAUUCUCUUCGGACCCAAGGGUGUGAACACCGGAGCCGUGGGCAGCUACAUCUACGACAAGGACCCCGAGGGCAAAGCCCAGCCCUAGGCCUGGCCUGCUCGGGGCAUGGCCUGCAGGUCCGCGGCCGGGCAGGGGAGCUGCUGGCGCGGCGCGCUGUGCGCCCCUCCCUGGCUUGUCUGUCUAGACUGUCCAUCGCCCCCUUUUGUGCCCCCCUGAUCCCCGUGUCUGUGUGACUGUGGCCCCCGCUGGGUCCCUGAGGUGGGCUUCCCACCCUGGCCUCAGGCCCUGCCUGCCCACCAGUGUUAUUUAUGGCGCCCUGAGGGACACCGCGCCAGGCCCUCCCACUGCCCGGGGCUGGGGGCACCCCCACUGCUGGUCCCAUGCCUGCGCGCACCGCCCCUCAUGGCUCACGCGAUUGCCCUGACUUGCUGUCAAUAAAAGGUUUGAGAUC